This is a messenger RNA of Terrapene triunguis (Three-toed box turtle), 1407 nucleotides long. RefSeq names its product copine-6. Gene Ontology annotation, cellular component: plasma membrane. The coding region runs from base 69 to 1142 and encodes 357 amino acids. Gene Ontology annotation, biological process: cellular response to calcium ion. The transcript is spliced from 12 exons. NCBI's taxonomy places the organism in Eukaryota, Metazoa, Chordata, Testudines, Emydidae. Gene Ontology annotation, molecular function: calcium-dependent phospholipid binding. The record is from RefSeq and is a predicted model, not a curated record.
UCUUCAGCAAGUCUGACCCUUUCCUGGAAAUCUACAAGGUGAACAGUAACAACACGGAGCAGCUGGUGAUGAGGACGGAGGUGAUAAAUAACAACCUCAGCCCCAGCUGGGAACCCUUCCGUGUCUCCCUCCACUCGCUCUGCAGCUGCGACCCAGACAAGACCAUACGGUGUGUCGUUUACGACUAUAACUCCAGUGGGAAACACGAUUACAUUGGUGAAUUCACGACAACCUUCCGUGAAAUGCAGGAGGUUUCCUCAGGGAAAGAGAUGGAGUUUGAGUGCAUCAACCCAAAGUACCAGGAGAAGAAGAAACACUACACCAACUCUGGCACGGUGGUUCUGACCCAGUGCAAGGUGGAGAAGGUUCACACGUUCCUGGAUUACAUCAUGGGGGGCCUGCAAAUCUACUUCACGGUGGCGAUUGACUUCACAGCUUCCAACGGCGACCCGCGCAGCGAGCACUCCCUGCAUUUCAUCAACCCCAAGGAACCCAACGAAUACCUCAAAGCGCUGUCAGCCGUGGGCGAGAUCUGCCAGGACUACGACAGCGACAAGAAGUUUCCAGCCUUUGGAUUUGGGGCACGGAUCCCCCCAAACUACGAGGUCUCCCAUGAUUUCGCCAUCAACUUCGACCCAGACAACCCGGAGUGUGAAUGGAUCUCGGGGGUGAUCGAGGCCUACAAGCGGUGCCUGCCCCAGAUCCAGCUCUAUGGCCCCACCAACCUGGCCCCCAUCAUCAACCGGGUGCUGGCCCCCGCCAGCGAGGAAGAGGGCAGCGGGCAUCCCAUGCGGUACCGGGUGCUGCUGGUGCUGACGGACGGGGUGCUGAGCGACAUGCCGGCCACGCGGGAAGCCGUCGCCCGAGCCUCGCGCCUGCCCGUCUCCAUCAUCAUUGUGGGGGUGGGGAACACCGACUUCUCCGACAUGCGGGCACUGGAUGAGGACGGGACCCAGGAGUCCGGGGGGGAGCAGGCCGCCCGCGACAUUGUCCAGUUCGUGCCCUUCCGCGAAUUCAAGAAGGCCCCGCCGGCAGCGCUGGCCAAGUGCGUGCUGGCCGAAGUCCCCAACCAGGUGGUGGAGUUUUACGGCAGCCGCGGCAUCGGCCCCGGCCCUGGCCCCCGAAACUCUCAGCCCCAGUGAGAGCCCCACGGCCCGACCCACAGCCUGACCCAGGGCCCCCCCAGGUGCCUCUGUCCUUUACCUCUGCCGACCUCCGGCCCUUUCUCCUGGACCUGCCCCCGCCAGGGGCUCUGAGGACCGACGCAGGGUGAGGGGCUCCCAGCCCCAUGGUGCCCUCCCCUGACUGAGGGCGAAGGCUGGACCUGACCCCCCACCACCACCACCGCCCCCAUGGGCCCCGUUGUUCUCAGGCCUCUGGCUUCAUACCUGGGGUGACUCCCCUCAA